AGUCCGACUGCGUGAAACCGUGCGUUGCUUAGUCCUUUGCUACAGCGAUUACGUGGCUUGAGAAGGGAAGUAGAGGUGAGACGCAGGCGCGGCGUGAUGGCGGCUCCCGUGUACAGCCCCACAUUUUUCUUGCAUCUGAUGCUGCUUGUGGCCGGGAUCGUCUCCCCCGGGUGGGGUCUCUACUUCCAUCUGGGCGAGACGGAACGCAAGUGCUUCAUCGAGGAGAUCCCGGACGAGACCAUGGUCAUCGGGAAUUACCGGACGCAGCUGUUUGAUAAGCAACGGGAAGAGUACCUUCCUGCUACUCCAGGCCUGGGCAUGUUUGUGGAAGUGAAGGACCCUGAUGAAAAGGUGGUGUUGUCCCGACAGUAUGGCUCAGAGGGUAGGUUCACCUUCACUUCACAUACACCUGGGGAACAUCAGAUCUGCUUGCAUUCCAACUCCACAAAGUUUUCCCUGUUUGCAGGAGGCAUGCUGAGGGUCCACCUUGAUAUCCAAGUUGGGGAGCAUGCCAACGACUAUGCUGAGAUUGCAGCCAAGGACAAGCUGAGUGAGCUGCAGUUGCGUGUGCGCCAGCUCCUGGAGCAGAUAGAGCAGAUCCAGAAAGAGCAGAACUACCAGCGGUGGCGAGAAGAACGUUUCCGGCAAACCAGUGAGAGCACAAACCAACGAGUUCUCUGGUGGUCCAUUGUUCAGACCCUCAUUCUUGUAGCCAUCGGAGUCUGGCAGAUGAGGCAUCUCAAAAGUUUCUUUGAGGCCAAGAAGCUGGUAUAAAAAAAAAGAUGGUGUUCUCAGCAAAAGGCCUGCAUCUCCCACAGAAGCCAUUCCCAGUCCUUCAGUGCCUGCGCUGGUCCCUUUUCCCUCUUCAGUCGUCCUUUCCACCAGACUGGUUGUUGUUUGGGCUCAAUGUCAUCUACCUCUCUCUGCCUGUAUCCCUCUCCUCCCUCACCUCAAUCAUCUCAGACUGCUGUGGUUCCAGUGCAGCAGCUCAGCCCCUUGAGACCCUGUGCUCUCUCCAGACAGUCGAGACCUGCCCAUCCUUGUUGCCUCUCAUGCUCUGUCUGAGGAGCUUGUGUGUGGGGGGGGGGGGCUGUGUGCAGCUUUUCUCCUGACUCAGAGUGUCCUUCAUCAAAAAUACUCUUUUCCCAAGGACACUCAGGACUCUUUUCUCUAGCCAGCAUCACAAAUGUCAAAGCCAAGAAACUGAUGCCAGUUUUCAGCUGUGCUGUACUUGUACUAGCUCUGACUUCUUAAUGCCGCUAGUAUGUUGUUCAGAAGGAAAGUGCUGAAUAAGAAAACUUGGAAGCUUUGCCUGCAAUUCUCCUGUUCUGAUAUUCAUAAUGUGAAUAGGAUGCUGAAUGAUUUUGUGAUUAACUGCUCUGGUAUUGGUGGAGCAAUAUGGGGACACUGUGUGUUUGUAUUGGGAUAUGUGAUAAUCACUGGGCUACUAAUUGGGGAUAGCUAAGUACUGAAAUUUACUUGUCUUCCUCCUGUUGCUUGUUAGAAUUAAAUUUCUAACAACUUAAUUUUGCUGUAUACAUGCAGCCGAUACUCUUCUGGCAGAUCAAAUACUUCGUUUUCCACUAGUGUGAGCUAAUGGAUUGCAAGCUUGGUUCUACAAUACUGCUGUUAUAACAGGAACAUGUGCAGACAUCCUUCUUUCCUGCUGCUCCACCAACCAGAUCCUAACUCUGAUUUACUCGCUUCAGAGUCCCAUUGAUUUCAAUAGAAUUCCUUCCAAAUAACUUUGCAGCCCAAGUCUCCUAGGGGUUUGUUUUGCUAAAUACAUUUGUGGACAUUGAAAAGAUUCAUAUGGUAUGAUUAUAACUCCAAAAUUAUUGGGAUUGCAGUUUGGGGGAGGGAAGAGAGUAAAAAGAAUGUUACAUUUGAAGUAGGCCACUCUUGAACUAAUAGAUAAACCAUGAUUGAACCCUGUGCCCAAGAAUGAACUAUGUGCCCAUAUUCUCCUACUUCCCCCUCUUCUCCUUCCUUCAUUGCACCCAGCUUCAACACUUAUAUCCUGUUUUGUGAGAUGUUUGUUCUAACAAAUUGUGCUUGUAAGCUACAACAAGCCUCAGUUUGGAUGUUAUGGGAAGCUGGUUUAACAAGCCAGGAUAUAAGCAUCAGUCUGGACACCCAAGGGGAGGAGUAAGGAAAGUGUGGGCUUGUUAUGUCUGACCUGGCCAUUGUGUGUUGACUUUGUAAGUGAGGGGGCUGUUACUGAUUGCUGUUGUCUUUUGUUUGUAAACAUUACUUCCAUAUAAGCUGUUAGAGAAGUGUCUAUGUUGCCUUGGCCUAUAAUCACCUUGUUAUCUGUCUGAGUUGGAUUUUCUGGAAUUGACACAUUGUAGACAAGGCAAAUGCAGAUAUGGUAAAAUCCCUAACGCUUUGUUUGCCCAGCAUUGGCUUCCUAAUUAAUAUAUUAAUUUUAUAUGAAAGCAGGUACAAAUGUCCCCUUCCCUAAAUGUGAAAGGGAACGUUUUUGUUGCCAGAGCAGAACACAGAAUUGUUUACUAGAGGCACGAGCUAUAGCUUGCUAGGAACAAUUACAGUGACUUCUGUGGCACCACCCUGUCAAUUUCUAAAAUUAAUCUUAGGAUUUGUUUGGUGCUUUGAAUAUGUUGUGUUACUGGAUUUACAAAAAGGUGGUGGGGGUACUACUGCUUAUGAGUGUCCUCAAGUUGCCAAGGAGUUUUGAGUUGGAUAUAUCCAGUCUGAUCUGACUAUGAUCCCUCUGGAGUCCAGCAUGUUGAAAGCCAUGAGUCUUGAUUUUCGGAUAGCAGAACUUGCUAAAUGUUGAAGUGCUGGAUUCUAUUCAGAGCAAUUUUUUGCGGGCAUUAAACUGGUGUUGUUGAUAAAGCUACAUGACUGUGCCAAGUUAAAAACAAAACAGUUUGGAGCACUGGAAGGAACUUCACUGGGAGGCACUUUCUAGACUGAAGGAAGAUUCCUUACUAUAUGAAUGAAUGCUGGUGAGCUUCUAUUUGAACUGGGUUUAUUGGAAAGGGGGGCUUCUAUUAUUUGUUUUCCAAAUAUGUGGCAUAUGUGAUGACUUGGGUUUGUGUCACUAACUACACCAUCCAGUUAAAGAGUUCCAAGAGCCCAACCACCCUGAAGUUACCCAGACUAUGCACUUAUGCACAAGUGAAAUUAUGUUUCUUACUGUCCACUGUGACCAACAACAAAGGUUUAAUUGGGUAACAAUUUUAAAUACUCAAAAGUAGGAUUGCAAGCUUUUAAGUAGGAGAUUAAAUGGCUAAAGCUAUAUGGGCGAGGGACCAGUUUUAAUGAGUGGCACAUAUUUGUUUUAUUGUCUGGAAGCCCUGGUUCCUACUGUAAUUCAAACAAGAGAGACAUUAUUAAAGAUGGUAUUUGCUCCUAACAA
Messenger RNA from Rhineura floridana, 3385 nucleotides. RefSeq names its product transmembrane p24 trafficking protein 9 (gene TMED9). The transcript is spliced from 5 exons. Bases 97 to 774 code for a protein of 225 amino acids. NCBI's taxonomy places the organism in Eukaryota, Metazoa, Chordata, Lepidosauria, Squamata, Rhineuridae. The record is from RefSeq and is a predicted model, not a curated record. Gene Ontology annotation, biological process: endoplasmic reticulum to Golgi vesicle-mediated transport; COPI coating of Golgi vesicle; Golgi organization. Gene Ontology annotation, cellular component: COPII-coated ER to Golgi transport vesicle; endoplasmic reticulum-Golgi intermediate compartment; endoplasmic reticulum.